GUGGCGCUGUCGGUGGCUGCAGAGUUCUGGGAGCAGGGAGACCUGGAGAGGAGCGUCCUGGAGCAGACCCCCAUUCCCAUGAUGGACAGAAGCAAGUCAGACGAACUGCCGAAGAUGCAGUGUGGCUUCAUCGACUUCGUUUGUGCUUUUGUGUACAAGGAGUUCAGUCGUUUCCACGUGGAGAUCACCCCGAUGCUGGAGCGCCUGCUGAACAACAGGAAGGAGUGGAACGCCCUGAAGGAGGUGUACGAGGGCAAGCUGGCGGCCAUCGAAGGGGCAAAGACAGCCAAGGAGGAGGCGGCGGCCGCAAAGCAAGCAGCGGCUGCAGCCCAGUCGCAGUCAAAGACUUGUAUUGUCGGCUAGAGAAGCUACGACAGCAACAGGUUGCUUUGCUUCAUGUUUAUCGUCCCCCAAUAUAUUUAUCUCUAAUCUCAAAAUACCUGCUUCUGUUCUAUCAACUGUUUCUCUUUUGCUUUCUUUCUGCUCGGCUUUACUGUGUAUAUUUACUACUACUGUAUUACUCAUCAAAUGCACUUAGUAUAGCGUUUAGAGUCUGAGGGAAAUGGUAAAUGGACUGUACUUAUAAAUCUCUUUAUCAGGUCUUCUCGACCCCUCAAAGCUCUUUACAUACUACGAGUCAUUCACCCAUUCACACCUCAUUCAUGCAGAACAGCACCUCUAGGGAAGCUAACACACACCUGUGAGGGAAACUUCUGAAGCAAUAGGAGUCAGGACUCAGAGAGACACGAGGAGAGCUGGAGCUUUGAUGGAGUCAGGACUCAGAGAGACACGAGGAGAGCUGGAGCUUUGAUGGAGUCAGGACUCAG
Molecule: messenger RNA, 827 nt
Organism: Gymnodraco acuticeps
Lineage: Eukaryota; Metazoa; Chordata; Actinopteri; Perciformes; Bathydraconidae
Product: rod cGMP-specific 3',5'-cyclic phosphodiesterase subunit alpha-like
Exons: 4
Biological process (GO): signal transduction
Molecular function (GO): 3',5'-cyclic-nucleotide phosphodiesterase activity
Source: RefSeq, a predicted model, not a curated record